AUGCCGCUGGUAAAGAGGAACAUCGAGCCUCGUCACCUCUGCCGAGGGCAGCUGCCAGAAGGCAUCGGCAGUGAGCUGGAGUGUGUGAUGAACAACACGCUCUCUGCCAUCAUUCGUCAGCUGAGCAGUCUGAGUAAACAUGCUGAGGACAUUUUUGGAGAGCUGUUCAACGAAGCCAACACCUUCUACUUGCGCGCCAACUCUCUGCAGGACCGCAUCGACCGGCUGGCCGUGAAGGUCACCCAGCUGGACUCCACGGUGGAGGAAGUUUCCCUGCAGGAUAUUAACAUGAGGAAAGCCUUCAAGAGCUCUACCGUCCAGGACCAGCAGGUGGUAUCGAAGAGCAGCGUUCCAAAUCCUGUCAAAGAAAUAUACAACGUGAGCGACAAGCCGCCCCCGCUCCACAUUCUCUCAGUCUACAGAGACGACCACAAGGAAGCGCUUAAAUUCUACACCGAUCCGUCGUACUUCUUUGACCUGUGGAAGGAGAAGAUGCUGCAGGACACAGAGGACAAGAGGAAAGAGAAGAGGAAGCAGAAGGAGCAGCGUCGCUGUGUGGAUGGGACGUUACAGAGGGAGGUGAAGAAGGUUCGUAAGGCGAGGAACCGUCGACAGGAGUGGAACAUGAUGGCUCUGGACAAGGAACUGAGGCCUGACCACCGACAUACCAUACACCGUGACAGAGGAGCUUCAUCCGAAGGCUCCAUGUCCCCAGAGAACAGGGGUCACCGAGCCGAUGAGCAUCACUACCCCAACGCCAUGAACCAUGCCGGUCACGCACACACUUACUCCGGGCCUCCGCCCAGUGCGCUGGCCGCACAGAUGUCUGCGGGACACGCUGCUGCUCGUGGAGGUGGAGAACUGGAGGGCAGAGGCAGAGCCAUGAUGGCCUAUCAGGGCGGGACACUGGGACGUUCUCACCACCAUCAGCAGGUCCCACUGCCUCCCCCACCCACUGAGGCUAUGAACGGUGGAUCUAUGGCUCUACCACCUGUGGACUACAGUAUGGAUGGGUACAUCAACUCUGGCUCUCCCCCUCCUCCUCCUGCUCCUCACAUCCCCUCUGCCCAGACGGCCUUUGCCUUAUCUCCUGGAGGUCCCAUGUCUCCUGGACCAAUGGCUGGCUACGCUCCACCUCCGCCACCUGUGUCGGGAGCUCAGAUGGCUCCACCUCCUCCACCUCCUCCUGGUCCUCCCCUGUCAGCGGGUGCCUUCCACUCCGCAACUCGCAAGAUGUCCUCCUCUGCUGCCCCUGAGACUGCAGUGGUCAGUGACGCCCGCAGUGAUCUGCUCGCUGCUAUACGCAUGGGCAUCCAGCUGAAGAAGGUGCAGGAGCAGCAGGAGCAGCAGGCCAAGAGGGAGCCCGUGGGAAACGACGUGGCCACCAUCCUGUCGAGACGCAUCGCUGUUGAAUACUCCGACUCGGAGGACGACUCCGAGCUGGAGGAGAACGACUGGUCUGAUUAACACACAAACACACACACAUACACAAACACACAGAAGACCCAAUCACUAAUAAUCUUAGGCACAUACACACAUGAAGAAGAUGAAGAUGAAGACCAAGAAGACACAAUCGGUCGUUCCUACGCUCACGUGAAGGAAUGCCCACUGCUGUGAACACACCUACACACGAUCACAUGCUGAGGAGGGAGUAUUCAGGCUGCAUAAAUACUGUAGAGAGAGCAGUAGUGGAAGUAAACGCUGACCAGACUGUGAACCAUUAACUCUCAGUUUAAUUUGAGAGGCUGUUGUGAAUACACCCCAGUGAAUCUGUCUCUACCUGAUGUAACACGAUAGACACCGUAUGAAGGUGCUGUAGUCAGAGCCCGAGAGACUUCUAGAAGUAUUAGAGAUGUUCCUCUUCAGAUAACCUAUGUACUUGGUUUUUGUUUUUUUAAGAAAAUAAUCUUUUUACUGAUAAAAUCGCUUAUUGCCAUAGAUCAGGAGGCGAGUUUUUAACACGUAGAUGAAAAUAACUGGAAGUGAAGAAACAAAGUCAGAAAGCUGCUGCUGCUGCUGCUGCUGCUGCUGAGGAGAACGUCCAGAAUGCUGUAAGGAUGAGUGAGAAGGAAAAAUGUGUCACUGCACUGAGCAAACCUUGGUCUUGUUCUACACGUGUGACCAUGUGGUUACUUCCUGUGUGUACAGUCACCAUACUUGAACGUCUACAUUUACCUCUUCCCUAAAGAAAACAGUAGCAAGAUGAGCAGAAUCAUAGACAGGUAAAGAACUUUUCACUCAGUCUUUCUGUUGCGUGCUCUACAUCAUGUUAACCCAAACUUUUUUAGGCUAAAAUGCUAAAAUGCUUUUAUCAUUUUCUACACCAUCUAUUGAGGAAACAUUGGUAUUGCAGAAGUAUAAUGAUUAUAUAAAUAAUAUAUUAUAUUAUAUAAUUUUGAAAAGUUGGCGGGUGGAUUAAAAAAGCUGAACGGGCCGUAUCCGGCCCCCGGGCCUUAGUUUGCCUAUGCCUGUGUUAACCACUGUCUGGUCCAACUUUGUUACUUCCUAAUAUUUACCAUCAAUAACAGGAAGUAUCCAUACGGUCACAUGGUCCCGACCAAGAAAGGUUUCCAUUUUAGGCGGAGUAGUGAACAUGGACUGUAUAUUAAACAUGUCUUUCAGAGACAACUAUGAAACUUGUUCAGUCUUUUCCAGGCUUCAAAGAUCCUGAUAUACAGUCUGUGAUGGUCGGAUCAUGUAAAAAAAUAAAGUCUUAACAUUUGAUGAUAAAUAUGAGUCUUCUGACUCACAGCUGUUUAGAUUUAGGGACUAGCCGGGUGGGGAGGGUUAGGGGCGGGGCCUUGUACUGUAUAUGCUUGUGUAAACUGUGUAACCUUUGACCCAGAGAGGAAAAAAACGAAAUAAAUAAACUGAUGAAUGAAAGCAUCACAACUGAGCUUCCGUCCACUUCCCCUGGCUGCUCCAGCGUCGGCAUGGAGACGACACAUACCUGGCUCCCACACUUCAGUUCCCAUGGCAACGGUACAACUAAGAGGGGAGUUGCCACAGAAACAGAAGAGUGGGGGGAAAAAAAAGUAAAGACGGCUGGGCGGAGGUGAAGAAAAAAACAAAAACAAAAAAACAGUCCAGACAGGAGUUCUUAUGCACUGCACAUGUUUGUUUUUAAUAGAAAAAUUAACAAGAUCUGUCCAGAGUUAAAGUGAACUAACCAAAGCAAUAAAAAGGUACAACUAACACUUUGGAAAAA
Cynoglossus semilaevis (tongue sole) is the source of this 3208-nucleotide messenger RNA. RefSeq names its product WASP family member 3b (gene wasf3b). The record is from RefSeq and is a predicted model, not a curated record. Gene Ontology annotation, biological process: actin cytoskeleton organization; positive regulation of Arp2/3 complex-mediated actin nucleation. Gene Ontology annotation, molecular function: actin binding; Arp2/3 complex binding; protein kinase A regulatory subunit binding. The transcript is spliced from 8 exons. Gene Ontology annotation, cellular component: cytoskeleton; SCAR complex. The coding region runs from base 1 to 1467 and encodes 488 amino acids. NCBI's taxonomy places the organism in Eukaryota, Metazoa, Chordata, Actinopteri, Pleuronectiformes, Cynoglossidae.